This is a messenger RNA of Athalia rosae (coleseed sawfly), 2192 nucleotides long. Its product is annotated as sugar transporter ERD6-like 6. Gene Ontology annotation, biological process: transmembrane transport. Gene Ontology annotation, cellular component: membrane. The transcript has 2 exons. NCBI's taxonomy places the organism in Eukaryota, Metazoa, Arthropoda, Insecta, Hymenoptera, Athaliidae. Gene Ontology annotation, molecular function: transmembrane transporter activity. The coding region runs from base 53 to 1561 and encodes 502 amino acids. The record is from RefSeq and is a predicted model, not a curated record.
ACCACAUUACCCUUGUAUUCUCUGACAGUCAAAAAACCGCAUUAGUUGCCUCAUGUUCAGAGUUACAUCAGAGAAAUUCAAAUCAAUCGAAACAUUCAAGAUGACGAAAGAUAGCGAAAAAGGGAAAUACGCGGCCCCCGAGGGUUCAGCUACGGUCGAAUACGCAGCAGCUCUCGUCUGUUCCAUGCUUAUGUUUUGCGCUGGGAGUGUUAUCGGAUUCAGUUCACCGGCACUUUCCGUCCUGACUGGCCCAGACAGCCCAAUGACCUUGACCGAUUCAGAUGUUUCCGCCGUCGCCUCUUGGAUGCCCAUAGGUCACAUGGUUGCCCCUUCGAUGACCCUUUUCCUGGUCAACACACUCGGAAGAAAGAAGAGUUUACUGGCAGUUGGAAUACCAGCCGUGCUCAGUUGGGGUCUCGUCGCAAUCGCUGAUAACGUCACCGUUCUAUGCAUCGGUAGAUUUUUAGGCGGUAUAUCAUUCGGACUCGGUGUAACGGUGACCCCGAUGUACCUGGCUGAAAUAGUGUCCACUAAGUUGAGGGGUGCAUUGGGGGUGUUCGGCAGCACUUCGUUGAACAUCGGAGUUUUCAUCAUGUGCGUUACGCUGUCAUAUUCCGGCAUAGCCAUAUGUUCUUGGUUAUUGAUGAGCAUCGCAGUAGCCUCGACCGUCGGAGUACUUUUUCUACCCGAGUCUCCGUACUUCCUAGCUAUGGUCGGUAGAUUCGAAGAAGCCGAAGGAGUACUCGAGUUACUGAGGGGGCUGACCGAUGUCUCGGAAGAGAUGCUGAUAGUCAAAGAAACUGUCAGAAAACAGGGAGCUAAAGUGGCGGAGGAGUUGAAGGAAAAUGAAGAGAAACUGGCGGGCGAACAGGAGGAACCUCGACACGGCGCAUUCGCGGCAUUGAAGAAUCUCUUCGUAAUAAAGGGGAAUCGGCGUGGACUGUUGAUCAACACUUUUCUCAUAUUGAUCGUACAAUGGGGCGGAUACGGGGUCUUCGGAGUCUACGGAUCCUUAAUAUUCAGAGACAUGAAGACACCGAUGCAAGAAAAAGUCGCCACCACGGUGAUCGCCAUCAUUGGACUGGUAUUCAACGUCUUGGCGAGCUUCCUGAUAGAGAAGCUUGGCCGUAGGUUUCUCAUGGUGAUAUCAGGGAUAUCGAGCGGCAUCUGCACUUUGAUAGUCGCCCUCUACUUCUACCUGGCGGAAUACAUGAAUGUCGACGUUUCCGGCUAUUCGAACGUUGCCGUUGUUGUAUCGUUCUUGUUCGUAGCCGUGGUCAGUAUCGGAGUAAUGCCCGUCCAGUUGGUCGUACUUUCUGAAACGAUAGCACCAGAAAUGAAAGGUUGGGUUGGUCUGAUCCUCGGAGUCGGCGGUGGUUUCACCUCAACUGUUAUCUCGCAGAUGUAUAUCACGGUAGCUGUAACUUGGGGCUUCGGUCACUGCGUACCCUUCUUCGGAUUCGUUAUUAUAAACUGCCUGUGUACCAGCGUAUUGGUGAAGUGCAUGCCGGAGACUAAAGGGAAGUCAUUUGCGCAGAUACAAAAGGAACUGAACGCCUGAAAUUUUGAAAUUGUCGAACGUCAUAUCAUUAUGGCGCGAAAGAUUGCUCAAAAAAAAAAUUCUGAUCGCUUAGGGAUUCAGAUUUCGAUUCGAUUCAUUUUUCAUAUUGACAAGGAAAAGUGUCGAGAUAAAACCACGUUGAGCGUGCGAUUCUUUCAUGUUCAGAUACCGAAUUCAUGGUAUUGAUUCUCGAGAAUGAUUUUCAGAGAAUGAGAUACAAAAGGUAGCGAGACUUCGAAUGAGCAUCUCGAGGGUCCGAUACGAAGAUAGAAGUUGAAGUAAUACUGCCAUUGUUGAACUUCGUUUUGUCCACGUGAUCGCUGUACGAUCGAUUUGUCGCCAAAUAGAGGCACAUCGAAUCAUCGUCCAACUCUACGAGUCAAUUGGUUCUAAAACCGGAAGUAUUCGAUUUAUGAAUAAAAUUUGUUACUUGAGAAAUAAUACACAUGACUUACCGACCUUAGGUGCGUCGGUGAAGAAAUUUACCAAACAAUUUCUGAUGCGUAAUAACACAGAAUUGAUUAAUGUUAAAUGACUGUGAAAAAUAUAAAUUAUAUUUAACAAAAUAAAAGUAAUAUUUUAUAAAUGACAAAUGUGAAAUAAAUUUUCAUUUAUACCUCACAAACUGUGU